CGUGUUGUGUAACGCCGAGCGUUUGCUUGUCUAUAUUAUUAUGUAGGUUAGCGCAUGGCUUCGCGUGUCUAGGGCUAGGUUCGUUAGGCAGGCAGGUAUCAAAGGGCCACGGGGAUUUCGCCGACUUUCGUAAUCUGUGGAAACGUGGGCUCGAAUGCCGCAGCGAGUUGGCAACGUCGCACGCUCGACCGACGACCUCGCGUUAUCGCCCGCGGUGACGCGAUACGCUGAAAAGGUCACCAGUCGCCGCUCUAGUCGCCACCAUCCGCUAAUGUCUUCGCCAUCUAAACAGUUGCAGUUUCGACAUAGAAUCCCAUAAGUACACCGUGAAAAAAAUAUUGUUGCGACGUGGCGUCGUGGUGCGUAGCGGCGUCUCGCUCGCGCGGCCGCCGCGUCCCGCUCGGCUCCGCCCCCCUCCGACCGCAGCGCCGCGUAGCGGUCGCGCCGCGAAAUGUACACGUCGCCUAUACAGCGUUGCCAUUCCGUACCUAUAAUUUCGCUGGACGUAAAUUUCAACCGAAACAGUUCAAUGGACUUUUCGAAAACUCUAAACGUGUCAUUUUACGUAAAAAGUCCUGUGUUACAUAGAUUAUUGUAGGGAGUGGUGUGUGACCGUCUGUUCUGUUAAAAAUUGUGAUAUUUCAGUGUGAGUUGCGUGUCCGUGCUUGUAAUCCGUGAACAAAGUCCCGUUGGGAGCUAUCACGUCUGUUUUCGGCUCUAAGGUUAUCGGUGCAGUGUCGUCGGUCGUGUCGGUCGUGUGCAGUGGUGUGCGUGUGCAUCCGUGUUUGUGUGUGUUGUGCGACGUAGCGCCGGUAUGGCGCGCAGCUAGCGAGCCGCGCCCGCCGCGGCAUGCGCGCCGCCUAGCCAUGCCUGCUGCGCAUCACGAGCCAUGGCGCAGUACUCGCAACGGACACAGCCAAUGCACAGGUGAAGCCUGUAGACUAAAGUGGAAAACCGUACGAGACGGUUACAUAAAGUAUAAGAAACUAUCCCAAAUGAAGAAUAGUAAAGUUAGUAACUACGUCUGGAGCACCCAAUUGAAGUUUCUGGAUAACUACAGUUAUCGCAUCAAAGGAAUGUCGAAAUGUUCGUCAGAGCAGUCGGAAGGGUCGCAGACAGCGGCACAGGAUGUAUCACCGGUACAGUCGCCAUCACCACCGCCUCUAGUGCCGCUAAGAUCAGUACCAUCAACAGAAACUAACUCACCGAUGCAAACAGACGAAGAAUUACAAAGCGUGAUUGAGAGAAACUCAAGUCAGUGGGAGCAAUUCAAGCAAAUAGAUUCUACCGAUCUCCUUUUUCUCAGUUAUUCGGGGACAUUCAAGAAGUUCUCAGCGAGGCAACAAGCCCUGAUGAAGAUAGAACUGGCCAAAUUGUUCGCAAACGCUGAACUGGAACAGCUGCAGUCUGGACAACAUAGUUCGCAGAUAAAUAAUGAUGAUUAUUCAACGCUCGUUGUUAAAACUGAAUUUGAUGACGAAUAGUGACGUUCUAGGUUACAUUUUAGAGUACUUAAUAGUUAUUCCAAUUUAUUUUCUAAGCAUUCACUAUAGGUUACUAACUAACUGUUAAUGUGAUAUAUUCUGAAUUAAAAAAAAUAACAGAGGU
This is a messenger RNA of Helicoverpa armigera (cotton bollworm), 1608 nucleotides long. RefSeq lists its product as uncharacterized. Bases 867 to 1484 code for a protein of 205 amino acids. Lineage: Eukaryota; Metazoa; Arthropoda; Insecta; Lepidoptera; Noctuidae. The record is from RefSeq and is a predicted model, not a curated record. The transcript is spliced from 3 exons.